Molecule: messenger RNA, 882 nt
Organism: Oryza brachyantha (malo sina)
Lineage: Eukaryota; Viridiplantae; Streptophyta; Magnoliopsida; Poales; Poaceae
Product: protein DOG1-like 1
Exons: 1
Coding region: 1-882 (293 amino acids)
Biological process (GO): DNA-templated transcription
Molecular function (GO): sequence-specific DNA binding
Source: RefSeq, a predicted model, not a curated record
AUGAGCACGGCGCGGCACGUCGCGUGCUACCAGCGGUGGAUCGCCGGGCAGGAGGCGAGCCUCGGGGAGCUCGAGGCGGCGUCGGCCAAUGCGGCCGCCGGGCGCGCCACGGACGCGGAGCUGAGGGCGGCGCUGGAGCGGUGCAUGCGCGGCUACGCCGAGUACGUCGCCAGCCGGCGCACGCUGGCGCGGGAGGACAGCACGGCCCUGUUCGCGCCGCCGUGGUGCACGUCCUUCGAGAACUCCGUGCUCUGGCUCGGCGGGUGCCGGCCGUCUCUGACGAUCCGGCUGCUGUACUCCCUCUCCGGCGAGGGACUGGAGGAGCACAUCGAGGAGUUAAUCAGCGGCGCCGGCGCUCUCGGCGCUGCUAGGAGCAUGGGCCUCCUGGGGAUCACGGCCAGGCAGCUGGAGCAAGUCAACGACCUCCACCGCCGGACGCUGCGUGACGAGGACGCGCUCUCGGAUCGGCUGGCCACCUUGCAGGAGGAAAUCGCCGACCGGCCUCUCCUGCCGAUCGUCCGGGAGCGCGCCACGGCGGCGGCCAAAGCGCUGGCCGCGGCCUCCUGCGACGGCUUGGCCACGCGGCGGCUCGCGGUCGCCGGACCACCUGCGGGAGCCGUGGACCCCGAGGUGGACGCGGCGAUCGGGAGCUACAAGGCCGGGCUGGGCAGGCUGCUGGAGGAAGCCGACGAGCUCCGCCUGUCGACGGCGCGGACGCUGGCGACGGAGAUCCUGACUCCCCGGCAGGCGGUGGAUAUGCUGGUGGCGGCCAAGCAGCUGCACCUCGCGGUGCGCGACUGGAGCCGCCGCCGGGGCGUCGCGCAGCCGGUGCGUCCGCCGCUCACCUCGCCGGCUCCACCCUCCGACCGCGCAAACCCGUAA